This is a messenger RNA of Microthlaspi erraticum, 582 nucleotides long. The record is from the annotation of a GenBank genome assembly. NCBI's taxonomy places the organism in Eukaryota, Viridiplantae, Streptophyta, Magnoliopsida, Brassicales, Brassicaceae.
AUGUUUUUGUUCGAUUGGUUCUAUGGAAUCCUGGCAUCGUUAGGUUUGUGGCAGAAAGACGCGAAGAUCUUGUUCCUAGGUCUUGACAAUGCAGGAAAGACCACCUUGCUUCACAUGCUCAAAGACGAGAGACUAGUUCAGCACCAGCCAACACAGCAUCCCACGUCUGAGGAACUGAGCAUUGGCAGAAUCAAGUUCAAGGCCUUUGACUUGGGAGGCCAUCAGAUUGCUCGUAGGGUCUGGAAAGACUACUAUGCCAAGGUUGAUGCUGUUGUGUACCUAGUGGAUGCUUACGACAAGGAGAGAUUUGGGGAGUCAAAAAGAGAGCUAGACGCUCUUCUAUCAGAUGAAGCCUUAGCAACUGUCCCCUUUCUUAUACUUGGGAACAAGAUUGAUAUUCCUUAUGCAGCCUCAGAAGAUGAGUUAAGGUAUCACUUGGGUCUCACCAAUUUCACAACCGGUAAAGGCACGGUGAGUCUUGGAGAGAGUGGCGUUCGUCCACUUGAGGUCUUCAUGUGCAGCAUCGUCCGCAAAAUGGGAUAUGGUGAGGGCUUUAAAUGGCUUUCUCAAUACAUCAAAUAA